ACUGCUGGCUGGGGUACUUGAAUAUCUCGGGCUGCGGCUGAAGAUUAUCACGCGAAUUUCUCCGUCCGCGCAGCAAAGAUUGUGUGAGCGUCCGGUUUUCGAAAAUCAUCUCGGUCUUCACACUUCAAAGGAGGUUAUCAAGACCGGAAAUGCUUUGGUGCGGGUUCCUAUUUCUUGGAGCGCUGGGUUAUGCCCACGCGGCCACGGUCAACGAGGCAAACAACUUUGUGGACACCGUUCUCAGCCAGAGACUCCCACUCGUCGUCAGGCAGUCGCCGUCCCUUUUCCCUGAAGCCCAUAUCCCUGUCUUCAGUUUUUUGGUUCCAAAUAACGCCUUCACCAACCGCGAUCUCGAUGUCAACAUGACGGAGGGUGUGAUUCAUGGCCUCGACACCGCGUUGCGACGGAUGGGCGACUGCCAGUCGAGGGAUGUCAAGGAUGGCUUUCCAAGCAUCCUGUGCAACUUGGACCUCAACGAAGUCAAUACCACGUUCCUGGCCCUGACGAGAGGCGACAACGUGGUGAGAUCGCUGAAACAUAUCUGGGUUCACGUCGUCACGGUGGAUUCGAUCGCUCGUCUUGAGAUCACGGGGUCUCAAACCCGCGAAGCAUCACUCCGAACAUUCGAUGUCCAGAACCUACAAUUUAUAACCACCUACGACCGGGAACUGCAUCUGAACACCGAUCGUUCCAGGCAGUUCAAGGAACAUGUUGAAUUGAAGGUCAAGGAAGCCUUGCAAGAUAUCCUGCUGAAUGAGAUCAAGGUUCUGCUCAGCAGGUCCGUUGUCUCCAUCGCUUUUCCGUGAGCCAAGGAUCUCGCUCUCAGGCUCGCUAGCGAGAUUUAGAAUAACGUAUGCAAAAAAUAAGAGUAAUCUCCGAGCGCCAAUCCGAAUCACGGCUUGGGCUUCGCGCACGCGCCGUAAAAAUAAUGCUAUUUCCCAGCGUACCCAAUGCUUGUCCCUGUGACAUUCUAAAACCCACUAUUAUUUGUUUGUCUAUGUAAUCGCCUUGAGCACUUCCAAAUCAAUAUUUAUAUUCUUUUUAAACGAGUUUCAUUUACGUUGAGCAACACAUUUCGUUUUUGGGGGUCUGGAUGUUUUAGCUUUAUGGUGAAAAAUAAAUAUGUAUUGGAAGUCAUGACAAUAAAAUAUACCAAAUAAAGGCUUCAAAUUCG
Molecule: messenger RNA, 1174 nt
Organism: Ixodes scapularis (black-legged tick)
Lineage: Eukaryota; Metazoa; Arthropoda; Arachnida; Ixodida; Ixodidae
Exons: 5
Coding region: 150-806 (218 amino acids)
Source: RefSeq, a predicted model, not a curated record